This is a messenger RNA of Acytostelium subglobosum LB1, 582 nucleotides long. RefSeq lists its product as hypothetical. Gene Ontology annotation, molecular function: UMP kinase activity; ATP binding. Gene Ontology annotation, cellular component: cytoplasm; nucleus. Gene Ontology annotation, biological process: CDP biosynthetic process; 'de novo' pyrimidine nucleobase biosynthetic process; UDP biosynthetic process. The annotation marks the transcript as partial. The transcript is spliced from 4 exons. The record is from RefSeq and is a predicted model, not a curated record. NCBI's taxonomy places the organism in Eukaryota, Evosea, Eumycetozoa, Acytosteliales, Acytosteliaceae.
AUGAACUCAUUAAAGAAACCAAUUGUAGUGUUUGUACUUGGAGGACCUGGUUCAGGUAAGGGUACUCAAUGCUCAAAGAUCGUUCAAGAGUUUGGACUGGUUCAUCUGUCUGCCGGUGACCUCUUGCGUACAGAGAUGGCAUCAGGUUCACAAUACGGUGAUAUGAUUGCCACGAUGAUCAAGAAUGGUGAGAUUGUACCAUCAAUUGUCACUGUCAACUUGCUAAAGAAUGCAAUCAUGGUCGAUCCAUCAAAGAACUAUCUUGUAGAUGGUUUCCCAAGAAAUGAAGAGAAUAAUAACUCUUGGGUAGAGAAUAUGACAUCUAUUGUUGAUACUAGAUUCGUAUUAUACUUUGAUUGCCCAGAUGAGGUAAUGACAGAGAGAUUAUUGGGACGUGGAGCAAGCAGUGGAAGGACAGAUGAUAAUAUAGAGUCAAUCAAGAAGAGAUUCACAACAUUCCAUAAUCAAACCAAACCAGUUGUUGAGCACUAUGGUAAACAAUCAAGAGUGCACUCUAUCAACUCUAAUAGACCAGUUGAUCAAGUCUAUGAUGAUGUUAGAAAGUUGUUCCAAACAUUGGCU